AUGUGGUGCGCUUUGGUAACAUUUUUUGUGGUGGUGAUUGUAAGCACAAGUGUGACAUUGGAAAACGAUUCUCAUCUAACAAAUCUAGCUGAAGCUGGGAAGUUGCUGCUCAAUGACGCACGGAACGGGAAUAACAUUGAAUUGAUUUGUCAACGGUGCACUGGCAUUGCCGACUGUGAACCUAUAAUCUGCGAUCCGGGAGACAAUUGUUACGCCAAUAAACUUGAUGACAGAAGAGGCUGUACAUCCGACGGCAUUUAUCAAGAGAAUCAAGAUGAGUUCGAAGUGUGUAGCACGAGCAACUGCAACCGACUUCCAAAAUGCAUAGUUUGUAGUUCUGACAAGCCGGGACAGACCGAUUGCCUAGAGAGUCCCGAAAAAUUCUCUCAAACGUGUGAACGACACGGUAUUACCACAACGGAGAACUGCUUCCGCGAUGAAGCUAGUGACGACAACUUUCGAUUGGGUUGCACAAGUGAAGAAAACCUACCGGUUUGUGAUACAUACAACUGUAAAACAUGUGAACAGGACAAUUGCAACUCGAAAGAAUUCAGCAGAUGUUUCUUAUGUGGUAAUUCAGAGUGUCGAUCCAUAGAUCCUGAAAGACAAACCGUCGACACUUGUCAAGAUUAUGAUAGUUUAUGCUACUCUGGAUACACACGAGCAGGCAAGGUGACGUUUCGCGGAUGUACCGACGGACUGGAUCCAGCAGAUCUUUUCGAUAUUGCUGAAGCCUGUGCCAAACCGAGAUGUAACCACAAGGACUUCCCUACGCACCGCCAGUGUCAUCAAUGCGAAACCUGUGGAGGCGACUGGUUGAGCGAUUACUGCCCCGAUGUCGCUGCCAAGCAAUGUUUCACGCUGGAGUUGAACGACGGAACUAUUCGGCGUGGAUGCGAUACGGAUAGCCAAUUCGGUGAAUGCGUUGAGUACAACAACUGUCUCGUUUGUGAUUCUGAUUACUGCAAUGUCGAUGAGACCAAUCCCGAGUGUGUUAUCUGCGGAAAUGCUGAAGAAUGCAGGACUGGCGUUUUGAAAACAUGUCCAGGAUCAAAAUUUUAUGACGGCUGCUAUUUGUAUCAAGAUGGUUCUAAGGUUAAAAAAGGUUGUUUGAAUGAACUGACGGAUCCCUCCUCGGAAGAGUAUCUCGCUUGUGAAGGAGGGGCGGAGUCAUGCACAAGGUGUACCGGAAUUGGAUGUAAUGUUUUACACUGUGUGUCGUGUAGUUCGCAACACGACGGAAGUUGUAUUGUAGGCGUAGAAACCUUGCGUUAUGAACUGUGUUCGAUCGAUGACACGUGUUUGGUGCACAAGGAUGUCGACGGUUUCACAGUGCGAGGGUGUUCAAAAACGUUCCCAGAGAUACCUUGCGAGGAAGAUUGCAUAAAAAGCAGCGGUCCGGCGAGCAAUGUCGGACUGUUCCCAGUAGAUGCGAAGCAGUGCUACCAAUGCAAGGGAAAUUGUGACAGAAUUAAACCCGAGCAACAUAUGAUAAAGGUUAUGCAAAGCAUUGAAUAUUGUCAGAUAAUUCGGUUUAUGAGCGUGGUUGUGUUUCCGACGAGGAUUAUGAGUGUAGCGAUGAGGACAACUGUAUGGAAUGCACUCAAGGGAAUAACUGUAACUCAGAUGAGUUCUGGAGUUGUCUAUCCUGCUCAGGACAUACCUGUUUUGACAGUCCCGCUGAAACUUGCCGCACUUCUGUGGGGUGUAUGGUAUAUCUGGAAGAAUUUGUGCAACACUGACAACUGCAAUGACAACGACGUGUGUGCCGUUGGUGAAUCUGAUGCCGGAGUUUGCCGCAAUCAUCAACCGGGGAACAAAUGCUUUCGCUAUCAGAAGCAGGGUGAACUCAUUCUCGGUUGUAUUGAUGACAUCGUAUCCGAGUGCAACGAUGAUCCGGAAUACUGCUUGAAGUGCGAAACAAAUCUGUGCAAUACUGAAGAAUUAGCUGAAUGCUUCAUAUGUUCCGAUUGUCCCACUGUCGAUGACCAACCCACAAAGCAUUGUACAAACAGGAAUGAUCAAUGUUUCACGGGGGUUCUCGAGGACGGCAAGGUCAUCCGAGGAUGUCAUGCUGAGCAAGAUUCUUCAGAAGAACUACUCUACAGUCUUGAAUGUAGGGGAGCUUGUUGCAAUACGGAUUCCAUGACACAAAUCAGUACUUGCUAUCAGUGCGAUGGAUGUCCAUCUACUGACGAGCACCUGCCUGAAAUCUGCAGAAAUCAUGAGUUCGGUGGAUGUUAUACACAGCAUAGCACCGCAGACAGAUCGAUAAGUCGAGGAUGCGUGAAUGAUGAAAAAUAUGGGCUCUGCCAGGAAGGAAUCAACUGUCGGGUUUGUUCACAGGCUGAUUGUAACGUUGAUGAAGCGCUAGAUACACCACUUCUGUGCGUUUCAUGUUCUGGACCAGAGUGUUCGGGCUAUAGACCAGCGUUGCCAUGCCAUAGCGAAGGGCUGCUAAUGGAUCGUUGUGUCACCUUUGCUGACCAAGGUGUAGCAACGUUCAAAGGUUGUCUUAGCGAUGGUAUCCCGCGUGAAAUGGAAGACGAUUGCUACUCAACCAAAACAUUUUGUAGUCUGUGUGACUACGAUUACUGCAACGCGUCUCCUUUAUCUUGCUACAACUGCUCGACAAUCGACGAGGGAAUUGGCUGUAUUACUAAUCCGCAAAGAAUGGCGAUAAUUGACUGUGCACCGGAUGAGGUUUGUGUGACAUUUGUAGACCGUAAGUACAUGUUUGCUACCACGAAAUUUCCAUGAUAUAGCUUUUUUUUCCUAGACAACGGUCAUCUUCACCGAGGAUGCUUGAACGACGACGAAAAAGAGUGCACUGAGAAUACGCUAUGCAAAACAUGUCAGAACUCAAAUUGCAACGUAAAAAUUAUUCCAGAGGAUCGACAGUAUUGCUACCAAUGCACUGAUGAAGACUGUGUAGAGAUUGAUCCUUCAAAAAUCGAGUCGAUACCGUGCGCGAUAUACGAUCCAGAGGAAUCGUGCUAUACAUACGUUGAAAACAAAUCCUCCGUAUAUCGUGGCUGUUCGUCGGAUGGAUUCCCCUUAUGUGAAGAUAACUCGCUGUGUAUUAAAUGCAAUCACACCACUGGAUGCAAUUUACAAGGACCAUUUGUUCCCAAUAAUUUAUCAUGCGUCAAAUGCAUCGGUAACGGAAACUGCGACGAGGCUGAUUCUGGUUCAGUCUGCGAUGAACAGCUACUGCUUGGUCGAGAGGACGCUUGUUAUACAAAAUACUGGAAUGAGUUAGUUAUUGGGAAAGAGUGUCUCUCUGACCUGGAAGAGACACAUCCCUGGUACAAUGACUGUUCAUUGAAUAACACCAAAUGUGAAACCUGUGUCUACUCCGAUUGUAAUCAACGUAAUCCAUCCUGUUAUGACUGUAAUUCUGCCGAUGAUGAUGAUUGUGUGGAACUCCACUCAACAAAGCACUUGAGACAGUGUAAAAAAGAAUGUGUGGUUUUCUUGACGGAUGAAGGAUACACAGUGCGGGGUUGUACCGAGGAUUUCCCAAACCUCGAUCCGAACGAAUGUAACGAUUCUCCAUCGUGUAACAUUUGUGAUUCCACAGGAUGCAAUACAGAAACACUUCCGAGCACCCGGCUUAAGUGUUACCAAUGCGAAGGCUUUGAAUACGACUGCUUGAGUCCAGAAACGUCUCAGGCAAAGUGGUGCGCACGGUUCCUGGCGGAUGACAGUUGCUACACGUAUUUCGAAAACGCAACGUGGGUCGCCAGAGGUUGUGUAUCCAAUAUUGACAACGAAAUUUGCACGGAAAAUUGUGUGCAAUGUGGACAAACAGGAUGCAACAGGCAGGAAGCUUUUCAGCAGAAUCUCCUCUCAUGUACUCAAUGUGAGGAUUCCAACUGUGACGAACUUACAACGGGUGAAUUGUGCUCGAAAGAAAUUUUGCUCGGCCGUCAAGAUUUGUGCUACACGUAUCAUAAUGGUGAAAUCACACGCAAGGGUUGUUUGAGUGAUCUGGAUCCUAGCAGUUUGUUGGGGGAAUCUUGCGAGGAUGCUGAUAACGAUUGGUGCGUUUUUUGUGAUUACGAUAAUUGCAAUGGAAACAUGCAUGUGUGUAUUACAUGCGACUCAGCCCAUGAUGUGGAGUGCAAUGACUGGUUUAAGGUUAUUCGCUCUAACUUUGGAGAAUACUGCCCUGAAGAAAAAUGUAUUUCAUACGUUGGAGAUGGAAAUUUCGUCAAAAAAGGAUGUGCCGAUGAGAACCAACAUUGCGAAGAGGGCGACCCGCUAUGUCGUGAAUGCACCGGAUCACUGUGCAAUAAUGAGAGAUUUCCCACCGAACGAAUGGCCUGCCACCAAUGCGUAGACUGUGGCGAGCUUCCCUCAACUCAUCUGUCCACAAUUUGUCCAAAGUAUUACGAGGGGGAAGCAUGUUUUAUUUUCGUCAUUGAUGACAUCACUCACCGAGGAUGUCUUUCACAAACUAAUUUAGUAUGCAACGAAUCGAUCCACACUUGUUGGUCCUGUAGAGGCAAUGGUUGCAAUGAUCUACCAUCAGAAAUUAACAGCACGUUAAGCUGCAUACACUGUCGCGGAAGUAGAUCAUGUUUGGAAUCUGAAGACCCAAUACCCUGCAAUGGAUCAAUCGCAUUGGGAUACAAUGAUGCGUGCUACAGUUUUCGACUCAACGAUGAAAUAUUGGCCAAAGGUUGCUUGAGAAAUGAACCAGCAAUAUGUGAACAUCCUGAAGAAUGCGAAAUAUGCUCUUGUAAUGGAUGCAAUUCCGUCACGCGAGACUCACCAACUGUUGAAUGCCACGUGUGCAAUGGUGAGAAAUGUUCGAUAGGUCCAUUUGAAGGUGAAACUUGCACCGGUGCCGCCUGCAUUUCGUACGUUUCUCAAGAAGGUAUAGUAUCUCGUGGAUGUCUGCAAAGUUUUGAAGAAAAAUGUCCAAUCUAUGGUACAAAACAUGAUAUCUGUUUUGAGGACUUUUGCAAUGAGGAAAUAUAUCCACCGGAUAGAAUCAAAUGUUAUCGCUGUACUGACUGCCCCUUAGCUUCGGGAGAUACUGAAACGUGUCCAACAUACAGAGAAAACGAUGGUUGUUUUACUCAGAAAUCAAUUGACGAAACGACUGCAACACGAGGAUGCAUAUCCGAACUAGCGAAAGGUUGUGAUGGACCAAACUGUUUUACAUGCUAUCAUGAUGGUUGCAACAGUGAAAACGUGAUAGAAACAUCCACUGGUGGUAGUUCAACGACUUCUACUUCAACAACUGAUUCUGAUCCCAGCUCAUCUAUUAUUCCGUCUCAAUUAUGUAUACGGUGUGUACAAAGCUCAUCGAACCCCAGUUGUGCUUGGGGUUACCCCUCCGAAUCCGCUGAAUUAUGCCCUUCAGAAGAUGAAACCGGAUGCUUUACCUGUGUCAGCGGAAACAACACGAUACGUGGAUGCUCAUCGGAAAUCGCGGAAAGCUCCUGCCAACAAGAAACUAUUGAGAUCUGCUCUGGAAAUGGAUGUAACAAUCAGAACCAACGAGUACAGUCUUGUGUAAUUUGUACCAAUAAUUGCGAUAUUACAGAAAAUAAGUUUGAGGUACAGCAGUGUUCCGAAUUGACCGAGUAUGCCAAACGAGGAUGUUACAUACUUAAGAACGUUCUAAGGAUCACCGUCGAGCGUGGCUGUGUGGCGACGCUUUCAACAACUGUUUUGAAUGCAUGCCAUAACACACCGGAUGCAUGCGCAAUUUGUUAUGAGGAUGGUUGUAAUGGGGCAGGACGGUUCGGGGUAUCGCACCUAUUGGUCAGUUGUUUGCUGUCCGUUGUAUUGUUUUUGGUAAAAUAUUAA
Messenger RNA from Toxorhynchites rutilus septentrionalis, 5826 nucleotides. RefSeq names its product extracellular matrix protein A-like. The transcript has 11 exons. The record is from RefSeq and is a predicted model, not a curated record. NCBI's taxonomy places the organism in Eukaryota, Metazoa, Arthropoda, Insecta, Diptera, Culicidae.